This is a messenger RNA of Apus apus (common swift), 912 nucleotides long. It is a transcript of the gene ZNF697, whose product is annotated as zinc finger protein 697. Gene Ontology annotation, molecular function: RNA polymerase II cis-regulatory region sequence-specific DNA binding; DNA-binding transcription factor activity, RNA polymerase II-specific. The coding region runs from base 1 to 912 and encodes 303 amino acids. Lineage: Eukaryota; Metazoa; Chordata; Aves; Apodiformes; Apodidae. The record is from RefSeq and is a predicted model, not a curated record. The transcript has 2 exons. Gene Ontology annotation, biological process: regulation of transcription by RNA polymerase II.
AUGGACGGAGAGAAGGAGCUGGAGAUGUGCGAGGUCACAGGAAGGGAUCUCCUCACCUACGUCUCCAAAGAUGGUGCGGCCAAUAUUGGGAAUGAAGGUGACAGUCCUCUGGCAGAUGAUCCCGAGAAUGUGAAACAAUGUAAGACGUUACUAGAGGCAAUGGAAGAGGAUGUUUUCCAGAGGUGUAGCACGGCCUGUGAGAGCCAGUCCAUGUCAGAAAUGCACCAGAGGGACCUCCUCGAGGAGAGGCAGGAUGAUAGCAUCCAUCUCGAAAAGGCCCCUGAGGGGCCCUGCAUCUUUCUCCACCCAGAAGAUGCUGUGGGAGAUGCACACCCUGGAUACCGUGAGUGUGAGGAAAACGUUGGUCACACAUCAGAUCUUCAGCAGUGGGAGGCAUCCCAGGCAGAGAAGCUCCACAAAUGUCCCAAAUGUAAGAAAGGCUUCAAGUGGUGCGCUGAUUUAAUUAAACACCAGAGAACUCACACAGGUGAGAAGCCCUUCGUAUGCAGUGAGUGUGGGGAAAACUUCAGGGUGAGCUCCCACCUUAUCUCCCACAGGAGAAUGCACACAGGAGAAAGGCCCUACUCUUGUCUCAAAUGUUGCAAAAGAUUCAGCCGAAGCUCCCACCUUAGGAAUCACCUGAGAGCCCACAGUGGCGAGAGGCCCUUUGAAUGUCUGCAGUGUGGAAAGCGCUUCAGUGAUUCCUCAACACUCACCCAGCACCAGCGAACCCACACAGGUGAGAAGCCCUACGUCUGUUCCCAGUGUGGGAAGUGCUUCAAACAGAGCGCCCACGUCAACAAACACCAGCGAGUCCACACAGGAGAAAAACCCUUUAGGUGUGCCGAGUGCGGGAAGUGCUUCCAAAGCCAGGCACACCUCAAGCGGCACCGUGAGCUUCACCUGAAGUAG